This is a messenger RNA of Rubroshorea leprosula, 810 nucleotides long. NCBI's taxonomy places the organism in Eukaryota, Viridiplantae, Streptophyta, Magnoliopsida, Malvales, Dipterocarpaceae. The record is from the annotation of a GenBank genome assembly.
GUCCUGGCAUGCAUUCUGGCCCUACUUAGAGAGAUAAUGGUUAAGCAAGCUCAACCACAAAAAUAAUUUAGAGGCUGCAGCAGCAGAGGAGGAGAAAAAGGAAAGUAAAACAGAUGGUUUCAGGGCAACUUUCCCAUGAACUGGAAAUCAACGCUGCGGCUAGCAAAGCUUGGGAGCUUUACAGCACUCUGGAACUAGCAAAGCUUGCAGAAAGGGAACUCAAAGAAGUCCUUGACAAGACUGAGAUCGUAGAAGGCGAUGGAGGCCAAGGCACUGUCCUCAAACUUACUUUUAAACCAGGAGUGCUUGGAUUCAGUUCAUACAACGAGAAGUUUACCAAGAUAGAUCACGAGAAUCGAGUGAAAGAGGCAGAGGUGGUGGAAGGAGGAUAUCUCGAAUUGGGAUUCACUCUUUACAGAGUUCGUUUUGAGAUCGUGGAGAAAGCAGAGGAGUCAUGCAUCGUCAAGAGCACAAUUGAGUACGAACUCAAGGAGGAGGCUGCUGCCAAUGCUUCCUUUGUUAGCAUUCAGGCAUUGGCAAACUUGGCAGAAAACGCAAAGAACUAUCUCACCCAAAACAAAGCUUGAAGGUUUCUCUGUUUUCCUUUAAGAUUGUUGAUCCUCAAUUUGGGAUAUUGGAUUUGGUUUUAUUUGAAAAUGUGGUUCGUUUGACAGAUAUAUAUGUGCCUUGUUUAUGCACUUUGGCUCAGGUGUAUCUACUAUGCUUAUAUUUGAUUUAAUCUAAAGUCUAAACCAUGCAUAUUGGCAUUUUAGCAAAUGAAUACAAUAAGAAUAUAAUGAGGUUGCGUCU